This is a messenger RNA of Polychytrium aggregatum, 1009 nucleotides long. RefSeq names its product armadillo-type protein. NCBI's taxonomy places the organism in Eukaryota, Fungi, Chytridiomycota, Chytridiomycetes, Polychytriales. The record is from RefSeq and is a predicted model, not a curated record. The transcript is spliced from 6 exons. The coding region runs from base 218 to 736 and encodes 172 amino acids.
CAUCAAUUGAUCGGGCACAUCGUCUCUGUUCUUCGGCGCCGUCCCGUGGAGUCUGUCCCAGCCCGACUGCCCCGGAUUCUGAAAUCGCACUGCUUUCUGACCCGCCUGACGCAACGCACGCACAUCAACGCAACGGCAUCCACUUCCGGAGCCCCAUCAUCGCUCCUUGGCCGUGCCUUGCUGGCGCUCGCCGCCACUGGCCGAAUAACGCAUCACCAUGUUCCAAAGCAAGCGCUUCAUUGAAAAAAACACUCCGGCUUAUGCCAAGAGUCGCUUCCAGUUCCUGCAGCAGCUGGUGACGGAAUACCAAGAAAGCAGCGAUACGGAGGUUCGAAAAACAGCAGUUGCGCACCUGGCCAACUUUGCCUAUGAUCCCAUCAACCACCGAUGGCUUGUGCAGCUGAAUGCCACCGACUUGUUUUUAGAUAUCGUUGCUGAAACUGAGGACAAUGAGCUUCGACAGUUUGCUCUGGGCGGUCUCUGCAACAUUGCCAUCGAUCCCGAAGCACAGCAUUUGAUCGCCACCGGCGACGGAAUCCCUUUGAUCGCUUCAACGUUGUCCUCGGGUUCCCCAGAUAUUGUCCUUACUGCAAUGACGACCCUCUAUCUUCUCAUCAACCCAUCAACCAAACCAUAUAUACUGACAAGCGGAAUCAAGGCAUACCUGACCUCCGCAGUUCAGUCGGCCAACCCUCGAAUAUCGAAUCUAGCUGGGGCCAUUCUCGAGUUGGUGUGAUGCCUCUGCCACCAGCCGCUCUUGGACUGCCCUUGGACUGCCCUUGGAGCAUUCGCCGGAAAAUACUGCCUUGCCGGUGAGCGGCGCUGGAACGGCUCAUCAGCGAAUAUGAAUCCGUUUUUAUGUGGAAUGAAAUGAAGCCUCGCUGCGAGAGCCAUCAGCGCUGUGUCUGCAUCAUGAAUGCACAACACAAUCGGCCAUCACCGGAAUCCGAGGGCCGUCGCAUGGGAUUUCUGCGGUGUGUUGGGCCGAUCCAUCGUACCAAUAUGUGCA